ACUAUCAUACUCAUGUCAUGUAAACUAAAUUAUGUUGUGAUUACAGGAUCAAACGCCGAAUCUGGAAUUUGCAAUCAUUGUGACGUCAAACUGUUCACGUUGGCCAAGACAACAAUAUCUUGACUUGAUGCAUAUCGAAGUCGUAGACCAGCUGUAUAUAACUCAUCCUAGGAACCAAUCUUGAUAGUAUUACACGUACUACGUCCUGUCAUCCCUCUUGAAAAGUCCGCAUAUCCGAAGAACUGAUCACAUUGAACCGAUCAUAUCAAACGAUCAUUCGAGAUGGCAUCCGACGCGAAGAACUCCACAUCAGAGUCGAAUGAGAUCCCAGGAAUUCCUCGUACUGUGAAGAGUCGCGUUCUCGAAACUGGCGCUGCCAUGACCCAAGACUUCACGCCCGUCAAGCAGAUUUGCGCGCAUUUGAAUGCAUUCCACAUUUACGCCGACGAUCCCACGCGAUGUGUCGAAGCCAAUCAUUAUUGCACGCACUUGACGGAGGAUGUCCGACAAUGCUUGAUCUACGACUCGCCCAAGCCCAACGCACGCCUCCUCGGUGUCGAAUAUAUGGUGUCCCCACGCAUCUUCAAAACACUUCCACCCGAAGAACGAAAAUUGUGGCACACGCAUGAGUUCGAGGUUAAGAGUGGCCUGCUCAUCAUGCCUACGCCGAAGGGCAUGCCCACCGCAGUAUGGGAAGCGGCCGAGACGGCGGAAAUGGAGGAUAUCGCACCAAUCUAUGGCAAGACGUAUCACAUGUGGCAGGUUGAUCGGGGAGAUGCAGUCCCUAUGGGCCCACCGCAAUUGAUGGGUAGCUUCACAUCGCCUGAGUCGGUUGAGAAAGCGCACAAGGGUGGAAUGGACGGGUUGCUUCGGGACAGAGAUGAGAGGUUUGGGGUCGAUUAUCGGACGAAGGCGAAGAAGAGGGAGUAUAUUGCGCCCGUUGACAAGCAUCCUGGUAUGUCGGUUUGCAUCUUCAGUGAUUCGAGUGAAGCUAACUGGGACGUUGUGAGCAGAUGCCGACGGAAUGUUAAAGUGAGAUGGGAAGAAUUGAAUGAGACAGUGAUGAUUGAAGAGGAUAUUCGUAUGAGAAUUGCAAGAGAUUCAGACAAUAAAUUGUUGGGUUUCAAUUGGACGGUCUCUAAAAGAUUUUAAGAUAGCAUGGAGGUGUCUCCCCACUAUACCAGCCUCAAAGAUCCAGUCCCAUAGUUAAAUGGGGUCAAGAAUGAGACCAAUUGGGGGACAGCCUUGUCAACCGACAAGGCCGUUUGUAUUCAUCUUGCUUCAUUGUCCACACUUGCUCGUCCUGGUGAUAAAUUUCGACGACGGCAAGCUCUAGCAUUUGUAGAAGCGGUGUUCAUCCCAACAGCGAUAGGCAGAGGGAGAGUAUAUGACAUAUAGGCAUGCCAUUGAGUACUGGCAUACGGCGUUGUGUUGCGUUGCAUCUUCAAUCAUGAUUGACAAGCUCGACAAGCUCUGGAUUCGAGAUCCAGGGCAUCGACGAGAUAGCGUUCCACUCAACCAUGAUCCCACACAUUAAUGGGAGAUUGAGUGAAUCGCAAUGCUCCAGAUCGCAGCUUGAUCAGAUGAUUGCACAAGCACAUCCUUGCAUCGUAUGCCCGAGAGGCUUGCAGACUCGGAC
Molecule: messenger RNA, 1639 nt
Organism: Penicillium brasilianum
Lineage: Eukaryota; Fungi; Ascomycota; Eurotiomycetes; Eurotiales; Aspergillaceae
Source: the annotation of a GenBank genome assembly